Molecule: messenger RNA, 2638 nt
Organism: Camelus dromedarius (Arabian camel)
Lineage: Eukaryota; Metazoa; Chordata; Mammalia; Artiodactyla; Camelidae
Gene: THAP1
Product: THAP domain containing 1
Exons: 3
Coding region: 297-935 (212 amino acids)
Molecular function (GO): sequence-specific DNA binding
Source: RefSeq, a predicted model, not a curated record
AACGUUACCUCUGACCUCAGGGCUAAUCAGAGACAGAAGGACGCAGUCCUCGCGAGAGGUGAGGUUGAAGCUGCCUCCGCCAUCUUGGAGAUGGGAGACGGGCGAUGGCUGUGGUCCUUCUGCUAAAGCAAACAAAACGGGCACAUUAGUCACCCCCCGAGUGAGGCUCUCAUCACUCUAACUGUUGGCCAAAGCUACAGAAGAAGCGAAGGUGUCAAAGCCGAGUGCGGCGAUACUGAUAGCAGCUUCAACUGCCUGCUGGGGCGGCAGAAGUGAAGUAACUGAGGACCGGAAGGAUGGUGCAGUCGUGUUCCGCCUACGGCUGCAAAAACCGAUACGACAAGGAUAAGCCGGUUUCUUUCCACAAGUUUCCUCUGACUCGACCCAGUCUUUGUAAAAAAUGGGAGGCGGCUGUCCGAAGAAAAAACUUUAAGCCCACCAAGUACAGCAGCAUUUGCUCAGAACACUUCACCCCAGACUGCUUCAAGAGGGAGUGCAACAACAAGUUACUGAAAGAGAACGCUGUUCCCACAAUAUUUCUUUGCACGGAACCGCAUGACAAGAAGGAGGACCCGGAGCCGCCGGAGCAGCAGCCCCCGCCUCCCCUGAGCCCGCCCAUCUCCCAGGUCGACGCUGCCAUCGGAUUGCUCAUGCCCCCGCUCCAGACCCCCGAUAACCUGUCCGUGUUCUGCGACCACAACUACACCGUGGAGGACACCAUGCACCAGAGGAAGCGGAUUCACCAGCUGGAGCAGCAAGUGGAGAAGCUCAGGAAGAAGCUCAAGACCGCCCAGCAGCGGUGCCGGAGGCAGGAGCGGCAGCUGGAGAAGCUAAAGGAGGUGGCUCACUUUCAGAAGGAGAAAGACGACGUCUCGGAGAGGGGCUACGUGAUCCUACCCAAUGACUAUUUCGAAAUCGUGGAAGUUCCAGCGUAAAAAAGUGAGAUUUAUGUCGAUUUUUCACGGGGCGAUACCACACACACACCCCUCUUCUAGCCCACCGGGGAGUUUCGUUUGAAAAGAUUACACUUGAUUACUUGUAUAAAAACCAUUCAGAAUAUUUUUUUAAAAAGAAUAAAUUAGAUAUAUACUGUAAAAUUGUAAUUUUUUUUUUUUAGUUUGUAAUGUCAGCGUUUUUACAUUUUAACAAAAUAUUUUAAAAGUUAUAAAGUAACCUCAGAGCUCCCAUAUAAGUUGGUUUCCAGAUUGGGGAUUUUUGUUUUUUAAUUUGAGUAUUUCUAGAAAUGACAGAAACAUAAAAAAGUAAAGAGAAUGAGAACAGUACAGUGAGGAUGAUUUUGGUUUAAAGCGUAACAUUUUUAAUUAAUGCAGUUUAUUGAAAGAACUUAGUUAUGUCUUAAAUCAGAAGCAAGGGACACAACUUCUCAGAAUAUAUAUAUUCUUAUUCACACAUCCUUGUUUGUCAAGUCAGAAGAUUCAUCUGUCUUUCUUAAUCACUUGUCAAAGAUAAGUUGGCAAGUCAAUACUUUAAAAAGAAAAAAAAAAGAUCGGUUGUCUUCUGAGCAGAAAAUGAGUCAUUCCAUACUGAAUCUAAAUGGUUAAAUAAUGCUAAAAAAUCGAUUUUUAAAAGUGGGCCCUUCUCUCCCCCCACUGUCUAGCAUUAUAGAGUUAGAAGUUUAUCUCCAGUGGAAGAUACAUCCUUCAAUAAAUAAAGUAAGCAUUGCUAUCCACGAAGUAAUGAAGAUGGUGACCUGGUCCAUGGUUAGCUUUUUUCUGUCACUGCUCUGAGCCAAGGGACAUCCAGUUCCCCAACUGUAGUCACACCUGCAUCCAAAUCUCUAACCAGGUGCAUUGUGUUGGUAGAGUUUGACUUGUACUGUAGUAUGGAAAUCUUGCCCUUGACUAAUUGGUUUUGGCCAAGGCUUCACAUAAAAAAUGAUUUCUUCACUUUUAGCACGAGUUUGCAAUGAUACCCCAUUUACCUAAGUGUACGUUAGCUCUGUUCAGAAGCAUCCUGAUAACGUAAUGCGUGGAAUGUUGAGAUUUAAAACACUGACGAUUCUGUUCAGACUGUGAGUUGUGUUCUGACUUGGUGAGAAGUUUUACAUGUAUUGGAAAUGAAAACAGUUCCGCAUGAACAAGUUCUCCUGUAGGGAUUACCUCCUUAGAUUGAGAAUAACCGCUCCCAUGGUGAUGAUUUUAUAUUUCAGAGUGCUGCACAGAACAUUUAAAAAGACGCCGCAGUGGUGUCUAGGAGUGUCUUUUGUAGACCUGGUUUUCAUUGUGAUUCGCUGCCAUGGUGCCAGCGGGCAGUGCUUGAUUCCUGGAGAUUUGAUUUUUAUGGUUACCUGAAAUCUGAUGACGUUUAGAACUAACUCUAAGAAAACAGAGGACUUUUUCCAGUUAUUCAUGGGUCUCAUUACUGCUUUUGGAAACCACAAAGUCUCCAAGUAGUUUGUUUUCACAUUUCAUGUCUCUAGCAAUUCCUGGAGGACACGUGGGUGAAUAUUUUGCAAAGUAGAUAUCUUAAAUCUAAAUUGUCAGUACGUAAAAGAAAUCUGUGUGUGUGUGUGUCCUCAGAACCAAGCAUCCAACACUGAAUUGUGAAAAUGAUCGUCUCCAUGACUUAGCGCCUUAGUGUUGUGAUUUAACCUGAAGCUAUUUUUUUUUUCAUGACA